CAUAACACGUGUUGAAAACAAAAUACGUAUGUUUUGGUGCCGGCCCUGCCCUUCAGUAGGAACUAAUGGCCGGAUAUCUCUUUUCUUUUGAAACUCACACCUAUCUAAAAUAAGGUGUUAUUUUUGUCUGCCCUCUCUGUACAGUGCAAGCUCUUAUUAAGAUGGCUGUUGAUGGAAGAUAUAUUUUCAUAGGUCUUGAAGUUCUUAUAGCUAUUGGUUGUUGUCUGGGCAAUCUGCUGGUGAUAUGGGCCGUGCGGAAGAGCGGAUCCCUAAAUCAACCCACCUUCUGUUUGAUCGUGUCACUGGCGAUGGCUGAUUUUUUGGUUGGAUGUGUGGUUGUUCCGCUUUCUGCAGUCGAGGCGGUUAACUUUGAAAUGUCUUUCCAUGCGUGUCUCUUUAUAAAUUGUGUUCUCAUUGUACCGCUUCAAGCCUCAGUGCUCACCCUCAUGACUAUUGCUUUGGAUCGAUUCCUGAGAGUCUGUAUUCCCUUCAGGUAUAAGUCUACAGUAACUAAAAGACGAUCUUGGGUUCUCGCUGCUGUGUGCUGGAUGUUGGCGUGUCUGCUCGGCUUCUUACCAAUGUUUGGAUGGUACAAUCGUGACUCUUUGAAACACAACUCCACCUUAAACUGUGAAUUUACAGCCGUCAUUUCCUUUUCAUAUCUGGUCAACUUUAUUUUCUUUGGUAUCUUUAUGCCUCUGUUGGCCAUCAUGGUUGCUUUGUAUUGUUACAUCUUUUUUAAAGUUAGAAGGCUGAAGGGAAAGACGGGUAUUGCUGAAUCUGGUGCGUAUAACCAUAAGGAACACAACCUGGCCGGAUCACUGUUUUUGGUUUUGGCUCUGUUUGUUGCAUGCUGGCUUCCGUUAAACAUCAUGCACGCUAUUAAUUAUUUCUAUGGACGGCGUAUACGAGUCCCUUCUGAUGUCAUGUAUUUUGGUGUCAUAGUAUCUCAUGCUAACUCGGUGGUCAAUCCUGUUGUGUACGCCCUGAGGAUACCUAAGAUUAAGGCGGAGUUCAGGAAGUUUUGGAAAAGCCUGAUUGGCCCACAGCAGCAGACUACAGAGACAUUGGAGUUAUAAAGUUACAGUGAAAAUCAAUCAGGUUCAGUGGUGUCAAUUCAACUGAUUGUGUUCUAAUCGGCUUGGGGAAAAAGCGCAGAAUUUAAAGGGCACCUAUUAUGCAAAAUGUAUUGCUAAAAGUUUUUGGACAUAAAUGUUUUACCAAGUCUCAUCAGAUAUGCUGUUUUGGUCUCUUGUUGUUAAUGUGAUGUCACACUGAUAAAGCCCCGCCCACAGCCACUGACUGACUGGUUAAUAUUCACCAAAAGCUUUUCUAAAUGUGUUUGUUAGCACACUGUAGCGCUAAUGUGGCUAAAGAAUUAUUGUCUCAGACUGCUCACUGUCUCUUUUUGUAAGGAAAUAAGAAGCAGUAGCUCAUUUGCAUUUAAAGGUACAAACAUUUAAACAGCACAUUUUUGCUCCCAUCUUUACAGGGGCAUUUUGGACAUUUUGAUCUGUGGGGUACUUCUUGUCUUCAAAUCUCAAGACUUAUCUAGGCAGGCUUUUAUUUGAUUGCUUUUAUGCUUGUAUUAUGUGUGUCUGGGCUGUAUUAAUAGUUGUAAUGAUUAUUGCUGUUAAUGUUGAUUGUUUUAUUGUACAGUGUCCUUGAAUGUCUAGUAAGGCUCCUAUAAAUAAAAUGUGUAACAAUAAUAAUAAUUUUGAGCUGAAACUUCAAAGACACAUUCUAGGCACACCUGGGACUCAUAUUACUUCUUGUAAAAAUGGGAAUAAUACAGGCAAUUUAAUGUGUUAGUUUUCCCAAAAAUGUACAUUCUGUUGCUAUUUACAAACCAAUGUCAUUUUAAAUAAUUAUGUUAGAC
Messenger RNA from Misgurnus anguillicaudatus (oriental weatherfish), 1879 nucleotides. RefSeq names its product adenosine receptor A1-like. The record is from RefSeq and is a predicted model, not a curated record. Gene Ontology annotation, biological process: G protein-coupled adenosine receptor signaling pathway. Gene Ontology annotation, cellular component: dendrite; synapse; plasma membrane. Lineage: Eukaryota; Metazoa; Chordata; Actinopteri; Cypriniformes; Cobitidae. Gene Ontology annotation, molecular function: G protein-coupled adenosine receptor activity.